ACUGGGGGUUAGGAGGAGCAGGGUGCAAGUGCUGGUUGUAUUUAGUUUAAGGUGGCAAGUGGUGAUGUCACCGAGGGCAGUGGGAUGGAUGGACCUAGAGCCCCUAGAAGCUAGAGAUGAAAACCCUGGCCAAACAGCUGAGUUAUAAACCCUUCUUCCUCCAGGAAGAAGGUAGCCUAAUGAGAAGGCUUGAACCACAGCAGAGCAUUCAGUGGUGUCUUAGAAGCAGAUGGGUCAGGAAUCACCCAAGCAAAUCAAGAAACUGCUGCCAGAGACCAGAGGAGAAACCUGGGAAAGACUCCCUGCUCCUUCUGUGUGUGUGUGUGUAUGUGUGUGUGAUGUUUUUCAUAUGUAAGGGUUUUAAAUUUUGGGCGUUUUCCAUACUGGGGAUCUCACCCAAGGCCCUCACGUAUACCACAUGAGCACUUUACCACUGGGCUACACUCCCUGCCCAAGGCUUUCUUUAGGAGAUUGCCAUGAAUUGAUAACCACUUCAGAACAGAGUGCAGUUCUUUCAAAAAACAUUUAGAAACAACAACAACAUUUAGCUGACAGCAGCCUUGAAAGUAGUCCUCUGCGGAGGAUGCUUGGCAAGGUGAACCUUGGGUGUGAGGCCUGGCCACACCUCCCCAAGUCUGGAAGGACACUGGGACAGCCCUGCCCUAGACAAAGCCAUCUAACCUAAGUCAGGGCUCUUCUGCAGUUGAAUGACCUCAGAUUCUGUUCUAAAGCUGCCAACCACAGUGCUCCCAUGAACCAACCAGAGGCUUGGUUUUUUGUGCCUAGAAAUUGCUUCUGGAGCACCCUAGGUCAGAAAGUGUCUGGAAGCCAUUUGUGACAGCACUGCUGACUCCUGCCCUGCUCUGUCAGUGCUGCAUGAUUUUCCCAUCCUCCGUUUAGACAUUGAUUUCAUAAGCUUUGCAUGAAAUUGAUCCAAAUCGAUCCUGCCUCCCAGGACUGCUUCUUCCCUUCAAUGCACAUAUUGUUCUCUCUUUUUUUUUUUUUUUUUGGUCUUUUUUGUUUUUAUCGGUACCAGGGAUCGAACUCACGACUGCCUGCUUGCAAGGCAGGCACUUAUGCCGCUGAGUUAAACCCCCAGCCCCCACAUAUUGUUCUCUUUACACUCCUCAGUGAUCUGUUUACAAACCCCCCUCCCCUGCUAGACUUCCAGUUUCUGAAGGGCAGAAGCCAGGUCUUGAAAUCCUACAGCCAGGUUGAUGCCUGACACAGUGUUUUUUGUCCCAUAAACGUUCGCUGAAUUGAAUUAAAUUACAUUGACUCAAACUUGGAAGGGAACUCAGUCCAUGAAGCCUCCUCUUGGACACAAAGGUGAGGGUACCCUAGCUCGGUGUUGGCAGAACUGUUUCUGGUAUCCUGACUCCUGCUUUUCCAGUGCAGUUUUCCUAGGAGGCUGUUUUCAGUGCUCAAAAGCCCCAAAGCAGAGCUCACUGCACUGAAUAAAUAUGUGAAUGUUCCUCUGCAAGCUGUAGGUGGCUCUCAGCUGGUUUAAAUGGUGCUAUCUCGGUAUCACCCACCAGGCCCACAGCAUAGAGAGACUUUCUUUGGAGUCAUUUUUUGUAAGUACAAAUGUGACUCUCCUACUGGGCCUCACCACCUGUCAUGGUUCUGGCUCCUUUAUAGAUUCUCUGUCACUUUUAAUUUUUACCUUCAAAAAGGGCCACUUCUCACAUUUUCCUAGUGCAAAUACUUUGUUUGUUUUUAAUCUCCUCUUCCAGGAUUUGCCCCAAGGGUAGUUCCAAAAUUAAGGCUCUAGGGAGUUUCUUUGUGGUGUGGUGAAGGACUAGGAAAUUCCUUGGGGAGAUGGUAAACUUGGCCUCUGUGCCUUGGAGACAGAGUAGUGGUUCUUCUUUGCUUGGAGGACUAGCUGGAGAGGGAGUCUACGGAGCCAUCCUCCAGGAUGAAAGCUGCAAACAUUUCUCUUUCUGUUAAUUAUACCAGCGCUGUAACCAUUGAUGGAGAAGGGUUAGGUGGAAGGACUGAGAAUCUGCUUCGCCUUCCGCUGACCAUUUUCUUACACUGGUUAUUGGUUUCUCUUAAUAUUUUCUCCUCUCAAACUAUACCACAUUCCAGCUCUGGGACAAGAGUCAUCAGCUUACUGAUUUUGUGGAGGCAAUAAAGAAAGCUGUGGCAGAGCAAGAACUCAGGAUUUGAUCCUAUGUUUGAACCCCAGCUCAAUGUGUAAUACGUCUUUUAACCUCUUGGAUCCUCAGUUUUGUGCUCUAUAAAAUGGGGCUGUUGAUGUCUUCCUUGAAGGAAAGUUUUGAAGACUGUUGAAAGCCUGGGUGGCAGAGCCCUAGGCCCAUGCAAUCACCCAAUACACAUUGGUGUUUGUAAACCAUUUUUUUAAGAUGGGAUAGUUAUAGUUUCAUUUGUUUAAAUCUUGGUGGCACAUCCUACUGGUAUGUGUUAUGGUUUGUGUCUGUAUGUCCCACCAAAGCCUCAUGCAGUCACAGGUAGGGCUUUUUUGUAGGUGACUGGAUCUAGAAUGUGUGAUACUGGAGCUGUUUCAUGGUACAACGUUAGGAUCAAGAGCAUCUUGUUUCAGGGUGUGAGUGCUACCACCCUAAGUACCCCGGAUAAGAUAUAAGGGCUAGAAAGAGCUGUGGUCGUCUUUUGCUUGUUUUGCUAACUUCUGUCUGCCAUGAACUGUUUCUCCUUUGUGAUGUCCUUCUGCCCUGCUACCCUACCUUGAAGCCAGCUGAUUACAGACUGAAACAUCUAUAAACUGUGAGCUAAAUAAACCUCUCCUCUUAAUUUUGGAUGUUGGGUGUUUUAUCUCAGCAAUGAAAAAGGGGACUAUGACAGCAUGAUUGAUCCAUCUAUCAACUAUUUUCACAGAAGUGAGUGUCUGGUAUAAUUAAUGGUUUGCUGCUCUAAUCAUCAUCAUUGUCGAUAUCUCUAUUGUGAUGCUUAUUGAUGAGAUGCCUCUUUGAAAGAUAGAUUCUUGGGUGAUAAGUAGUUCCUUGUAGCUGAACACAUCCAAUGAAAGAAGCCUGGGUUGCUGUCUGUAUUUUGCUUGUUUUGUGUUUUAAAAAACAUGUAUUAAUCUGUCAAAAUAAAAAGAAAAAAAAUGUUUAACCAACGGGGCCUCCGGACUAAUUGAGUCUGGAUUCUGUAGCUACUCGGGGUAUCCUUGGCAACUGUUUGGGCAAGAGCUGAGCUUCCCGGGGCUCUGCUUGCAGAUGGAGGAUGGAGGACACGGAAAGGGUUGAGCGUUCACUGAAUUUGAGUAUUUGCUUCAGUACAACCUAGGAGCACUUGACGUACAUUCUAAGGAAAUAAUUAGAAACACCAAAUAGCUAAAGAAAAUUAUGUCAGUAUUACAGGAAAACUCUGGAAACACCUGGUAUGUCCAGCAAAAUGACACGGUGAUGGCCCCCACCCUCGGCAGCUUCUGGCAGUUCCAGAGGAUGGUCAAGCAUGUCACAGGGCGGAGCGCCUUCUUCUCCUAUUAUGGAUAUGGCUGCUACUGUGGGCUCGGGGGCAAAGGGGUCCCUGUGGAUGACACUGACAGAUGCUGCCGGGCCCAUGACUGCUGCUACAAGAAACUGAAGGAGCUUGGCUGCCAGCCCUUGUUGAGCAGCUACCAGUUCCACAUCAUCAACGGAACAGUGGUCUGUGGAUGCACCCUGGGUCCCAGUAGCAGCUGCCUCUGCGGGCUGAAAGCCUGUGAGUGUGACAAGCGAUCCGUGUACUGCUUCAAAGACAGCCUGCCCACCUAUGAGAAAAACUUCAAGCAGUUCUUCUUCAGCCGGCCGCAGUGCAGUGGACACAAGCACCAGUGCUAGGGAGGCCACUGUCCUCGUUGCUGCUGCUCCCUGUUCCAGGAAGCCACCUCCUGGCAUGCCCUUCACCACUGCCACCACCUCGGCUGCACCCCUCUCUCCAUACCCGAGGUCUGGGGCCCAGAAACGGAGAAGCACUCAUGCUCUUCGGAGGGAGACUGAACAUACAUAUCUACUAAAUCACGAAUAUUUCUGCACAGUAGUGAGGGCUAUGAAGCAACAGAAUAAAGCCACAGGAUACAGAGAUGCCCCCAACCACCCUUCCAGGAAGGUUCUAGGAUGGGAGAAUCUCCUGGAUCACUCCCAAACUCUCCUUCAACUCCCACCCCAGAUCAGGAUUGGGGCAGACUUGGGAAACAGACCCAUGACAUAAAUCUGGCUGGGGACAAAGGAGAGGUCCUGAGAGACAUUCUUGGAGUUUGGCUCUCAUUUGCUCAAGAUCCUCCCUCUAAACCCACAGGUAGGCAAGAAAUUGAUGCUGAUUUCCUGUCUCAGGACCCAGAGCGCCUCAGAGUUCAGUAGCUGACCGUGCUGCUGGGAGGUGGGGCUGGUUGCAGCUGGGUCGCUGGGUUGUGACGUGGAACAGUGCGGUGGUCUCUUUCUGAGCGUCUGCUUCCACUUCCUGGCUACAAUGGCUCGCUGGGUAUCCCUCCUCCGCUGUGCCCUUCCGCAUGCGUGUCCACCGACCCUGGAUGGAACCCACUAGAAACCGUGAGCUAAAUAAACCUCAUUUCCUUUUCA
Messenger RNA from Cavia porcellus (domestic guinea pig), 4547 nucleotides. RefSeq names its product phospholipase A2 group IIC (gene Pla2g2c). The record is from RefSeq and is a predicted model, not a curated record. Gene Ontology annotation, biological process: lipid catabolic process; phospholipid metabolic process; fatty acid biosynthetic process. Gene Ontology annotation, molecular function: phospholipid binding; signaling receptor binding; calcium ion binding. The coding region runs from base 3333 to 3809 and encodes 158 amino acids. The transcript has 5 exons. Lineage: Eukaryota; Metazoa; Chordata; Mammalia; Rodentia; Caviidae.